AUGGAGUUUGAUGUCUUUGAAAAGUUAAGUGAGCUGGAGACGGAGAUUCACAUUUUGAAGAAAGAACUUGAGGAAAAGGAUGCAUUUAUCGAAAAUCUAAUGGAUAAAAACACCGAAUUGGAACGUCGCCUGCUGUCCAUUGGUCAUCAGAACCAUUUGAAUGAAGGUAGUUCACCGGAUGCAAAAGCAGUUGUUGCCGAUGGUUCAGAUUCACUGGAACCUAAAAUAUGUGGCACUACAAUAGCUAAUAUGCUCAAAGAAACAUCAGAGGCUGUUGUACGUAAUACCGGUUAUACAUUUGAUGAACGUACUGGUUUGUACUAUGAUCAUAAGAGCGGUUACUAUUAUGAUCCAGAGAAUCAGUUAUUCUAUGAACCUAAAACUGGGACAUAUUAUAAGUAUAAUUCCGAGACCGGUGAAUACACAAAUUACACGGCAUCAGAAGAUGAUUGUAUAAAAAACAAAUUUAAAGAAUUCUCGCAUCCUGUGUACGCGCAUUUACUAAAGGUCAGUAUUUAUCGAGUCAUUGGAUCAUCAGUGGAGAUACAGUUGUACAGAAAACAAUCAAAUCCACUCGAACGAAACAAACAUUUGACAUUUUAUCUCGAUCCUUUUACUUACAUUCUCUUUUGUUUUCAUUACUUUUUACUUUCGGAAUAUAAUUGUUGCGGGCGAGAAAAAAACUUGGAUGAUUAUGGUCGGCAAUCAAAAACAUCAAGACGCAGUCUAUCGUCGAGCAGUGAUGUUGGGCACCGUAGAAGACACUGGAGUCGUAGUCAUUCUGGUUCACGAUCGGGACGUUCGUACUGUAGACAUAAGCAUGAAAGUUCAUGUCGAUACGACAGACCAGUUCACCAAUAUUCAAGAUGCAGACGAAAAUCGCUAAAACGCUCUCAUCGUUCUUGCAGUUCACGAAGCGAUGAAAGUCGUUACGAACGCAACAAACAUCGUAAAAGAAAACAUUCCCGUCGACACAGACGUCGAUCAUCUUCAACUACUGGGUCUAUAUGUUCAUACAAAAGUCGAAGUACCACUCACAAGAAAAAGAAGAAGCGAAAGAGGAAAAGUAGAAGAAGUCGUUGCAGCAGUAUUACAGAAAAACCCUGUAGAAUGAGUACGCAAAAGAACGAUCAGUAUCUAAUAAAGAGGCUAUAA
Heterobilharzia americana is the source of this 1155-nucleotide messenger RNA. Lineage: Eukaryota; Metazoa; Platyhelminthes; Trematoda; Strigeidida; Schistosomatidae. The record is from the annotation of a GenBank genome assembly.